AUGUCCUACAAGAGCGAGGACGAGACGCACGCCGCCUUCGAGCUCGUCUCGAUGCGGAAUGGCCGAUCAAGCACAUCGUAUGAGAACUCGCCUACUCCCGCUGCUGUGAUGAACUACCCCGCUAAGGCCAUCGCAUCCACCUCCGCAACUCCUGCUUCGCCGUCAAAGAAUGCGACUGCCUCGAGCGCAUCACACAAGAAGAGCAAGAAGAGCACAGCCGAAAGCAAGGCUUCUUCGACCUCCAAACACAAGGCAGACGAUGCCGCAAGUCCCUCAGAGCCAAAGGCCAAGAAGCGCAGAAGGGUCGUUGUGGCGUGCGACACCUGCCGUCGCAAAAAGAUCAAGUGCGAGGGACUUCCCAAUCCGACCAACACAUGCAACAAUUGCACCGCCUACAACUACCGAUGCACCUUCAGCAGCGAUGCCGAUAGAUCCAGGGGCAAAUACGAGAUCUUGGAAAGCAGGGUCGAGACGCUCCUCAGCGCACUUCGGUCUGUGGCACCACAUGUAGCUCAACAGUUCGAACGCGGAGAGCUCAAUGUUACCGGCCCUAGCGGGUCAAGCGCACCACCCCAGAAUGCCAACUCGUGGCAAUCGCUCGAAUCACAUCACAAGCCUCAGCAAGGCAGUGGCAGCGGCGACGAUGAAGACGACGACGACGAUGCGCAUGGGCAAGGUGGCAGCCAUCGGGCGGCGCAAGGUUCGAAACGAGAUUCGCUUCAUUCGCAUCACGACGCCGAUCUCCCAUCGCGCUCCACGGUCCGAUUUGCCGGCGACGGCAGUGAUGCCGACGAUCCCGACGCUGCAGCUAAUGGCGCCGUUGCGCUCCACAGUUCGAAUGACGCAACCAAGAGAGAGGAUAGGGAUGCCCUCUUACCGGAUGUCGAAGACGGGAGACCGCGCUACUUUGGUCGUUCGUCCGCCAUGACGCUGUUUCAUAGCAUUGCAGACGAGAGCCGUCCUCCCAGUCCGAGCGCGGGUUCCCAUCGAGCUUUGGACAGCCACACCAACCACGCCGGCAUCAGCUACGAGACGCAUCGACACCAGAGCAGCCGACAAGAGAAAUCCAACGCGGCCAUGCCCAGCGUUUCCCAUCCCACCUCUAGCUCAUCAGGGACCAAUCACGUCGCCAGGUCUGCCUCUACAUCGGCUUCGACGUCGCGUCCGCUCUAUCCGACCAACUCGAAAGAAUGGAUCCUGCUGCUUCGCCGGAAAAACACCGUCGCCGUCGGCCGGGACGAUGCUGUCACUGAUGAAUGGUUCGAACGCUACACUCUCCCAGAAGGUGACCUCAUCAAGGAUCUGCUCGACCUGUUCUUCCGCCAGCUGCAUCCCCUCAUGCCCAUCGUCCACCGUCCCUCGCUCGAGCGCGACCUGGCAUCAGGUCGUGCCGACAAGGACUCUGCUUUUCGCGGCUUUGUCUUCACCAUUCUCGCCAUCGCAUCACGCUUUUCCAACGACCCGCGCGUGCUCGCCGACUCGGGCGACCCAGACACCGCGGGCGACCAUUUUGCCGCCGCCAGUCGUCUCUACCACCAAGUGUAUGCGGCGAGUCUGAUCAACGUUCAAGUCAUGAUCCUGACGGCUACAUUCAUGCACGGUGCCAUCGGACCGGGAGCGAGCUGGACAGUGCUCGGUGUCGCCAUUCGAGCGCUCCAAGAUAUCGGUCUGCACCAGGAAAAGGCCUACCGUGGCUUUUCGCCUUUUGAUCAAGAGCUACGCAGGCGAGUGUUUUGGGGCGCCUUCAUCCUGGACUGCAUCUUUUCCAUCAACAUGGGCCGUCCGCUGGCCCUCAAAUUGUCGGACUGUGAUGUCAAAUUGCCGCUCGAGAUCGAUGACGACGUCCUGUUUCAUUACGAGGCGGGCGGGCCGAUUCCACCUCCGCCGGCACGUACCGCUGCCGACAAACCCAUCGUGAUGAGCGGAUUCAUCCACAUGAUCAAACUCAACGUCAUCGUCCAGGAUGUGGUGCACGUGCUGUACUCGCCACGAUGGCGUCAAGAUGGCGCAGGACGCGGCAAGCUGCCAGCAAAUUCCAAGCAGAGGGCCAUGCCCGAGUACAAGGACAUGGUGAUCCUGUCGAAACGACUCGAGGAGUGGGUGGCCGAAACGCCAGUGCAUUUGCGCUCGAUCGAUAGUCCCUUUCGUCUGCAAGCUGGCUUGGUCCAAUGUGGCACGCACGACAUCCGGCUCUAUAUCCUCAAGCCCUUCUUGGAGCACAGUGCACUGCGCAAGAUGCUGCAUCCGCAAUGCGUCUUUCACGCACGAGAAUGCUUGCGCGUUGUGAUUGCGCUGUACGAGGGCAAUCACAUGAGCGACCUCGUGUUCAUCUUCCAGCAGGCUUUCAUGAGCACGGCCACGUUCAUGAUCACGGUGUGGCACGAGUGCCGCGAGGUAGACAAGCUGGCCGAGGACAACGAUUUGGUGGAGUCGGCGCUGCGCAUCUUUGCCGCGUUUGACGAUCGCUACUUUUCGCGGCUGUUCCGCCGCGCGCAUCGUAUCUUGCGCGACAUUGCGCUGCGAUCGAUGCACACUAUGACGUCGGAUCAGCGCGAGAGGGUGAGUCGUAUGCUCGUGCGGGCGGACCAACGCAUGUCUGGCAUUGUGCCUCCGAGCCUGCUCGGUAUGGGACCGAUCCCUAGCAUGAUGCAGCCGCGAGCAGAUGUAGAUCUGCCUCCUUCGGCCAGGCUAGCGGCGAGAAACGAGAGGAUGGAAAGGCGCCCAAGCGGUCCGCUUGGAGAGGCGGCCAGCUUGACCGGCAGCGGGACGUUCGGGAACGAUCCGGUUUCGGCAGCAUCUUACAUCCACAGCUGGUCGCCAAUCCCGAGCGCACCCAUGUCGCCGAGCCGCACCUCGAUCAGCGAAGGCAGUCACGUCAGCGAGAACCAGAUCACUUCGGCAGCUUUCACACAGUUCAUGAUGAGCGGCGCAGCUGGCAACAUGGCGGGAAGCGUGCCCAGCGGCGGCAACAAUGGUCAAGCGGGUGUGCCGAGCCACGGCGGCGCUGGUCACGCGGUGUCGGCGAUCCAUCCUGCGUCAUUUGGUGACGCUCGUGGCAUCAUGCCGCUGUACACGGACGAUCCGGGCUCAGCGCAGCAUCAGCUGGAAGACCUGUCGUGGACCGACUACUUUUCCAAGUUUCUGGACGACAUCGGAGGUGGAGGCGCUUCGAUGGCGUCGGGCGCAACGAGCAGCACGGGAAGCGCCAUAGCUCCGCCUCAUGGUGGCCAAGGGGGUCACCACGCACCGAUGCCCGGUCUGAUGGGGAUGGGUACGCCUCAGACGGGCGGACCAGGCGUGUAUAACGAGAUGCACUUUGCCAUGGCCUCACCUGCUUCGCCAGCCAACUUUGGACAGCAUCCGGCGCAGUCACCGCACCGUGCACCUUCGCACCAUUAG
Molecule: messenger RNA, 3399 nt
Organism: Pseudozyma hubeiensis SY62
Lineage: Eukaryota; Fungi; Basidiomycota; Ustilaginomycetes; Ustilaginales; Ustilaginaceae
Exons: 1
Coding region: 1-3399 (1132 amino acids)
Biological process (GO): DNA-templated transcription; regulation of DNA-templated transcription
Molecular function (GO): DNA-binding transcription factor activity, RNA polymerase II-specific; DNA binding; zinc ion binding
Source: RefSeq, a predicted model, not a curated record